AAUUUUUCCCCCUUGAGAUCCGAUUGAAUUAGGGGGGAAAAAAAAGGAACUCCAAAUUUUCAUUUACUUUUUUUUUAAUUGCAGCGAUUACCCUUGCCUUGGGAACAAUGCGGAUGAUGUAGGAGGUUUUGUGGAACUAUAAAACCAAAUUUCCAUUUUAGUUACCUCCCAAAUCCAUUUCUUUCCUUGAUUGCAAGGAGUCUAGAAGAGUAUCUCGAUUCGUCUACGAGAUUUGGAGCUGCAGUCUUCACCACCAAUUCCCCUGCCGGCACAAUCUACUAUGAUCUCUGCCUGAUCAAAGCUCUACCAUGACCGUUUCCUACCUUCUCCUUCUACUCCUCUUCCUUCUGCACUUCACCUUCGUCCUCCCAUGGAAGAAGGAAGAGUUCAGGACCUGCAAUCAGACUCCCUUCUGCAAGCGAGCCCGCGCCUUUAAGCCCGGAUCCUGUUCCCUAGUUGCCCAUGACGUUUCCAUCUCCGACGGGGACCUCACCGCCAUCCUCCUCCCCAGGAAUCAGGACCUGGAGAAUCAAUCCAAGCCCUUGUUACUCGCUCUUUCUGUGUAUCAGGACGGCAUUCUGCGCCUCAGGAUUGACGAGGAUCCUUCUCUAGCUCCACCCAAAAAGCGUUUCCAGGUGCCCGACGUUAUUGUCGACGAGUUUUACACCAAAAAGAUCUGGUUGCAGAGAAUUUCAACUGAGACUAUUGGCAACGAUUUGGGCCCCUCUUCGAUUGUGUACUUGUCCGAUAGUUAUGAGGCCGUUCUUCGCCAAGAUCCGUUUGAGGUUUUCGUUCGUGAGAAGUCGGGUAAGCGCGUAUUGUCUCUAAAUUCUCAUGGUUUAUUCGAUUUUGAGCAGUUGAGGGUUAAGGAAGAAGGCGAGGACUGGGAGGAGAAGUUCAGAGGGCAUACCGAUACCAGGCCGUACGGUCCCCAAUCCGUUAGUUUCGACGUUUCGUUUUAUGAUACUGAUUUUGUAUAUGGAAUACCGGAACAUGCAACUAGUCUCGCUCUGAAGCCCACCAGAGGACCCGAUGUCGAGGAGUCGGAACCUUACAGGCUGUUCAAUUUGGAUGUUUUCGAAUAUGUUCAUGAGUCUCCGUUUGGGAUUUACGGGUCGAUCCCUUUCAUGAUUUCACACGGGAAAUUGCGUGGAACUUCUGGUUUUUUUUGGUUGAAUGCUGCUGAAAUGCAAAUUGAUGUUCUUGGAUCUGGCUGGGAUGCUGAAUCUGGGAUUUCUCUUCCUUCAUCUCAAAAUAGAAUCGAUACUUUUUGGAUGAGUGAGGCGGGCAUCGUGGACACGUUCUUUUUUGUAGGUCCAGGGCCUAAGGAUGUUGUUCGUCAGUACACGAGUGUGACUGGGACUCCGGCAAUGCCCCAGCUCUUUGCAACAGCAUAUCAUCAAUGUAGGUGGAAUUAUAGGGAUGAAGAAGAUGUGGCACAUGUCGAUUCUAAAUUUGAUGAAUAUGAUAUUCCUUACGAUGUCUUGUGGCUUGAUAUUGAGCACACGGAUGGAAAAAGGUAUUUUACAUGGGAUAGGGCGCUUUUUCCAAAUCCGGAAGAGAUGCAGAGAAAGUUGGCUACCAAAGGAAGACGCAUGGUUACCAUAGUGGAUCCCCAUAUUAAGCGGGAUGAUAAUUUUCCAUUGCAUAAGGAAGCAAGCAAGAAAGGAUAUUAUGUGAAGGAUGCUGCUGGAAAUGAUUUUGACGGCUGGUGCUGGCCAGGUUCAUCAUCGUACCUGGACAUGUUAAGUCCAGAGAUUAGGUCAUGGUGGGGAGAGAAGUUCUCUCUAGAAAACUAUGUUGGUUCGACUCCUUCCUUAUACAUAUGGAAUGAUAUGAACGAGCCUUCUGUUUUCAAUGGUCCCGAGGUUACAAUGCCUCGAAAUGCUUUACAUCAAGGAGGUGUGGAACAUCGGGAAUUACACAAUGCGUAUGGAUACUACUUUCACAUGGCCACUUCAGAGGGACUAGUUAAGCGGGGUGAUGGUAAGGAUAGGCCUUUUGUGCUCUCACGAGCACUUUUUGCAGGGACGCAAAGAUAUGGAGCAGUAUGGACAGGAGAUAACUCAGCUGAUUGGGAUCAUCUCAGGGUUUCUGUUCCGAUGGUUUUGACUCUUGGUCUUACCGGAUUGUCAUUCUCAGGUGCCGAUGUUGGUGGUUUUUUUGGUAAUCCUGAGACUGAGCUGUUAGUGCGUUGGUAUCAGCUAGGUGCUUUUUAUCCCUUCUUUAGGGGCCAUGCUCACCAUGACACCAAAAGAAGAGAACCUUGGUUAUUCGGGGAACGAAAUACAGAAUUGAUGAGAGAUGCUAUACGCAUCCGCUAUAUGUUGCUACCUUAUUUCUAUACCCUAUUUCGAGAAGCAAAUACAAGUGGUGUUCCUGUUGUACGUCCAUUGUGGAUGGAAUUUCCAUCUGAUGAAGCUACAUUUAAAAAUGAUGAAGCUUUCAUGGUAGGGAGCGGUCUUUUGGUGCAGGGAAUAUAUACCAAGGAAGCUAAAAGAGUAUCGGUGUAUUUGCCUGGAAAACAAUCUUGGUAUGAUUUUAGAACUGGUACUGCAUAUAAGGGUGGUAUCACCCACCAGCUAGAGGUUUCUGAAGAAGGCAUCCCUGCCUUCCAGAAAGCUGGAACAAUAAUGCCCAGAAAAGACCGCUUUCGGCGGAGCUCCACACAGAUGGUGAAUGACCCCUACACUUUGGUAGUAGCUCUUAAUAGUUCACAAGAAGCUGAAGGCGAGCUUUACAUUGAUGAUGGCAAAAGCUUUGAAUUUAAGCAAGGGGCAUACAUCCAUCGCCGAUUUGUGUUCUCAGCAGGCAAGCUCACCUCAUUGAACGUAAGGCCUAAUGCUUCUGCCAGCACGAAGUUUUCUUCCAACUGUGUUAUUGAGAGGAUUAUACUGCUGGGACACUCCGGAUCAAAGUCUGCUCUAGUUGAGCCAGAAAAUAUAAAGGUUGAUAUCGAACUUGGUCCACUCCACUUCCAAACAGGGCGACGCAUAUCAGUCCUUACCAUUCGGAAGCCAAACUUGUUGAUUACAGAUGAUUGGACGGUAAAAAUUUUGUAAGAGUUCAUUAUUUUCUUUAUGAUAGAAAUGAAAAAGAUACGGUAAGAAAAGAAUGGUGUACACUUUGUGGUGCAUCCGGUGAUUGAAACUGUUGUUCACAAGACUUGAACUAAUAGCAUUUGGGAAAGCAGACAUUAAAAGUUCCUGCUGAAAUGUUUCGUUUCUACCAUCCUAUGAUUUGAUUGUUUAAA
Cucurbita moschata (crookneck pumpkin) is the source of this 3253-nucleotide messenger RNA. RefSeq names its product probable glucan 1,3-alpha-glucosidase. Bases 309 to 3062 code for a protein of 917 amino acids. The record is from RefSeq and is a predicted model, not a curated record. Gene Ontology annotation, molecular function: alpha-glucosidase activity; carbohydrate binding. NCBI's taxonomy places the organism in Eukaryota, Viridiplantae, Streptophyta, Magnoliopsida, Cucurbitales, Cucurbitaceae. Gene Ontology annotation, biological process: N-glycan processing; carbohydrate metabolic process. The transcript has 6 exons.